UGUUCAAGAUUUCACGGAAAAGUACUAUAUAUGUUAAAGCAAUUGUUUUGCUAAGCAACGAAACUGAAACGAGCUGUUGGCCUUUAUUUUACAACAUAUGGGUGUCAUAUAUAACUACGUUUUCACAUUGGAAAGGAGUUUUUUUAUGUCUAUGGAUUAUACAGAUAUAUUUUUCAGAUCAAAAAGGAAUCAACAUAAUAAUAAACUAUUUGCGUCAUAGAAUAGAUAAAGGAAUUAUAUACAUUUGUUCAGAUAAACCAUAUAUAACUAUUUAAACAUGGCUACGCUAGAUUUCUACACAUCUUCGUAUUUUGAUAAUAGCUCUGUUGUCCCUUUUAGUCCAUCAAAUAAUGUGGUUCCCAUUUAUGUGCUUGUCCUAAGCAUCGCGAGCUGCUGUCUGUCACUGAUCGGAAUAUUUUGCAUUUUUGUAUCCUACGUCGCCAUUGUUACUAUUCGGAACUAUAUUAGAAAACUUUUAAUUUUCUUGACCAUAGCUAAUCUAAUACAUGUGCUUGGGAUAAUAAUUGGAAUAGUGAGAUACAUGUUGCUGGAGUUCACCGAUGAAAUAUAUCAAAAAGAAAGACAAGUGUGCCUUUUUCAGAGCGUCGUAGUUUCCUUUGCACCAUGUAGUUCGUUUUUCUGGACAGUUUUUAUCGCCAUAUAUUUUCAAGUGCAAAUAUUAAGACCCAGCUGGGCUCAAAAACUGUCGAGCAAGCAAGCAACCGUGGCGUAUCACGUGGUGUCAUGGGGCGUUCCUGGAUUAACCUGUAUUCUUGCGCUGUACUUUAAAGUAUUUGGAGACACAGAGGAUAUUUUUACGGGACCUUGGUGCUGGAUAAAGACAAAUCCAGAGAGGAAGACUGCUAUACUGUGGAUGAUUUUGACAGUAAAGGGAUGGGAACUACUUUCGUAUCUAGUUCUGGCGGAAGUUCUUGUAUUUGUUGUUUAUAAAACGUCUAUAUUACCUAGAUGUCUCCGACGGCGUGGCGGACAGUAUUUGGAAAUACACGACUCGAAUGUGCAAACAUCUACAGGACUUAGACGAGGGGAUAAAAAUUUUGUGUUUAUUUGGCUCAUAUUCUAUGUACUACGUUUCGCAGGAACAUUUCGUUUUCUUCUGCACGUUACGUAUGGACCCUUACAUGAACAAAUGAGAAUUACAGACAGAGUGAUGUUGGCUUGGCAAGCGUUUGGCGAUACUGCACAAGCGUUCGUCAACUUUAUUUGUCUUUGUGUAUUUGACAGAGUAAUCAGACAACAUUAUUGCAGUCGUCUGUCAAGAAACGACAGAAAUGAUCAAAUGGCUAAUAACGGAGGAGAGCAAGGCAUAAAUAUGUGAUGACGUAACAAUUGUCAUGCACGUGACUAAAGAUGAAACAAAAGGUGCAUAAAUAAGUGACGAAACGCAAGUUUUGUGAAACAUAACAUAUGACAUGUAUGAAUUAUAUUAACUAUCACAUCCACGUACAGUAAUGAAUGUAUGUUUAAACGUUGUCAUUCAGAGGAAAACAAGUUUUGACCGAUUGACAAAGUUACAUCAAUAUAAUAUUACAUGACUUGUAUAAUAAUGUGAAGCUAUUAACCAUUACCUUCCAGGCAUCAUUAAUCGCUGCCACGGGCAAGCCUACAAAUCCGUUCAGUGUAGGUAGGCUGACUAGGUUCUAUACUAUUUGGUAGAUGUUUGUUUUUCAAUUUUGAUAUUAAAUCCCUUACACUUUCAAUGGACCGUUCCAAAAUCUAAAACAGAGCAAAUCCAUAGCACAAAAUUUGAAUGUAAGUGAUUAAUAUUUUGUUACUGUUAAUACGUUAACAGAAUGCAAUUAUAUUGUCAUUGGUUGAAAUUUUCAAGUCAUUAUUUCAUUAUUUUUGUAUGAUAUUCUUAUUGCUUUGAUGAAAGAAAUAGAAAAUAUUUGUUUGAUUCGCAUGUAAGAUCAAAAUAUUUUUCACAGAGUGAACACAUGAUGGAAUAAUUUCACAAGUGGCGUAUGAGUGAAUAUGUAAAAGAGCUGGUGUUAACGAGUGACAUAUAUUUUGAUCUAACAUACAAAUCAAAAAUAUUUUCUUUUUAUAUCCUGCUUUUAAAGUAUUUUUUUUACUUUUACGUCAUUUUUUUGGCUUGCCCUCUCACUCAUAACGUCAUCAAAUCAAUACGUCACAUUGUUCUUAUUGAAAAAUAAUUUUUAUUAUAAAAAAUGAUAUAUAUGCAGAUAUUAACGUGCCUUUUGUAAUAAAGCAUAUUUUACCCAUGACGGAGUGCAUGUCGCAGUAUUUCGACUUAUUUAAUAAUCAGCAUUCAGAUAUGUGUCCGAAUUCUGUGAAAAUUAUAUUGUGAUAAUUCACUGUGACAUUACCGCAAUAUAGUUUCGUUCUUCACUGAAAACAUGUAAUAAUUCAUCCGCGCCAUGACAAAACCAACAUAAUGCAUUUGCAACCAGCAUGGAUCCAGACCAGCCUGCGCAUCCGCGCAGUCUGAUCAGGGCUUACAAUACCUAUUACAAGUAGAUAAACUGAUAGCGAACAGCAUGGAUCCUAGAUGUGCAGGCUGGUCUGGAUCCAUGCUGGUCGCAAACUCACUAUGUUGGUUUUAUCAUGGCGCGGCUCAAAUAUCUAUAUGAUGUGCAUGCUUUUCAUUUCGAGUUAUAGCUUAAGUAUGGAAAAUUAUAUGACCUAGAUAUGUAAAAGAGCACAAAAAGUAAAUGAUAACAUUUAUGUAAGUUAUUUUUUAAAUAUCAUUUGUUAUAUUCACAAUAAAAAUAUCGGCUGUUG
Ruditapes philippinarum (Manila clam) is the source of this 2766-nucleotide messenger RNA. RefSeq names its product G-protein coupled receptor 157-like. NCBI's taxonomy places the organism in Eukaryota, Metazoa, Mollusca, Bivalvia, Venerida, Veneridae. The transcript is spliced from 4 exons. Gene Ontology annotation, cellular component: plasma membrane. Bases 278 to 1339 code for a protein of 353 amino acids. The record is from RefSeq and is a predicted model, not a curated record. Gene Ontology annotation, biological process: adenylate cyclase-activating G protein-coupled receptor signaling pathway; cell surface receptor signaling pathway. Gene Ontology annotation, molecular function: G protein-coupled receptor activity.